Molecule: messenger RNA, 2375 nt
Organism: Hordeum vulgare subsp. vulgare (domesticated barley)
Lineage: Eukaryota; Viridiplantae; Streptophyta; Magnoliopsida; Poales; Poaceae
Product: long chain acyl-CoA synthetase 1
Exons: 20
Coding region: 255-2267 (670 amino acids)
Biological process (GO): fatty acid metabolic process; wax biosynthetic process; cutin biosynthetic process
Cellular component (GO): endoplasmic reticulum; membrane
Molecular function (GO): long-chain fatty acid-CoA ligase activity
Source: RefSeq, a predicted model, not a curated record
UCUCUCUCUCUCUCUCUAAACCUGGAGCUAGGCGGUUUUGGCUUAGCCAGGCGGGCCUGCCUGGCGGGUCCUUCUCCUUGGAGGCGCACAACCCCGCUUGGCUAUCUCCGCGUGCCUUUGCAUAUAUAGGAAGGAAGCUCUCUCCUCUUGGCAUCAGCAGCAGGGGCGCCAGAUACUGCUGCUUGCCCGGCUUCUUCUCCUCUCUGAUCCAAGCCAUCCUGUGGCUUCCCCAAGCUCACUUCUUCUCUUGGAGGAUGGAGGGGACAAAGAAGCAGGUUUUCACGAUCCAGGUGGAGGAUGGAAAGCCCGGGAAGGACGGCCGACCAGCGGUGGGGCCGGUGUUCCGGAACAUACUGGCCAAGGAUGGGUUCCCGCCGCUUGAUCCUGACAUGAGAACCUCAUGGGAUGUGUUCAGAACAGCAGCAGGGAAGUAUCCAGACAACCGGAUGCUUGGAUGGCGUCCAUUUAAAGAUGGAGUGCCAGGGCCCUACUUAUGGAAAUCAUACAAGGAUGUCUAUGAGGAAGUCCUGCAAAUUGGAUCUGCACUGCAGCAGCUAGGGGUGCAGCCAGGUUCCAGGGUUGGAAUUUAUGGAUCCAACUGCCCUCAAUGGGUGGUAGCAAUGCAGGCUUGCAAUGGCUACAGCAUAAUAUGUGUCCCACUAUACGAUACUUUAGGUGCAGGAGCUGUUGACUACAUUAUUGACCAUGCUGAGAUUGAUGUUGUCUUCAUACAAGACAAGAAAAUAAAAGAAAUACUGUCCCCAAAUUGCACAUCUGCGACGAGGCUAAAAGCAUUGGUGGCAUUCACCUCGGCAAAUAAUGAACAAAUCAAAGAUGCCGAGCAGAUUGGGAUGAAAGUGUACUCCUGGAAUGAUUUCUUAAAAAUGGGAAAGGAUAAACCAGUUCAACCUCGUCCUCCGCAACCAAAUGAUACAUGCACCAUCAUGUACACAAGUGGAACAAGUGGGCAACCCAAAGGUGUUAUGCUGAGCCAUGAGAGCCAUGGGAUGUAUGUCAAAGGGGUGGACCUCUUCAUGGACCAGUUUGAAGAUAAGAUGUCGACGGAGGAUGUAUUUCUUUCUUUUCUCCCACUUGCUCACAUUCUCGACCGCAUGAUCGAAGAGUAUUUCUUCCACAAAGGAGCCUCAGUUGGCUAUUACCAUGGAGAUUUGAAUGCCUUGAGAGAUGAUCUAAUGGAGUUAAAGCCAACUCUACUAGUUGGAGUGCCCAGAGUGUAUGAAAAGAUUUAUGAAGGUAUUUUAAAGGCCUUGGCGGAUCUCAGACCUCUCAGGAGGGUGAUUUUUAAUGCUUUGUACAACCGCAAACUAGCAGGCAUGAAAGCAGGCUACACACAAAAAACUGCUUCACCUUUCGCUGACAUGCUGGCUUUUCGCAAGGUCAAGGCAAGGCUUGGUGGUCGUCUUCGCCUACUAAUAUCCGGUGGUGCACCCUUAAGUACUGAAAUUGAAGAAUUCUUGAGAGUGACCAGCUGUGCAUACUUUAUCCAAGGCUAUGGUUUAACGGAAACACUGGGACCUAGCACAGUCGGUUACCCUGAUGACAUGUCCCUGGUUGGAACUGCCGGUGUUGCCGCCACCUUUACUGAACUGCGACUGGAAGAAGUUCCCGAGAUGGGUUAUGAUCCACUUGGCGUUCCUUCCCGUGGUGAAAUCCUCAUUAGAGGGACCACUGUUUUCACUGGGUACUACAAAAAUCCUGAGCUCACAAACGAGGUCAUGGUUGAUGGAUGGUUUCAUACAGGAGACAUUGGAGAGAUGACCCCGGAUGGAAUCCUGAAGGUUAUCGACCGGAAGAAGAACAUAUUUAAGCUAUCGCAAGGGGAGUAUGUCGCAGUUGAGUAUCUGGAGAAAGUAUAUGUCUUCCCUCCAAUUAUUGAAGAUAUCUGGGUGUACGGGGACAGCUACAAAUCAAUGUUAGUGGCAGUAGUUAACCCACAUGAAGAAAACACCAUGAAGUGGGCAGGGUCAAAUGGCUACAAAGGCUCUUUCAGUGAAAUAUGCAAAUCUGAAGGCCUUAAAGAGCAUAUCCUUAAAGAGCUCGCAGCGGCUGCACAGAAGAACAAGCUACGAGGUUUCGAGUACAUCAAAGGUGUAAUGUUGGACCCGGUACCUUUUGACAUUGAAAGGGAUUUGGUCACUGCAACAAUGAAGAAGAGAAGAAACUACAUGCUAAAGUAUUAUCAGCCUGAGAUUGAUAAAGUAUACAAAACAUUGGAGGGUCAGAGGGCUGCGAGCAAAGCAAAGUAAAGCUAUGUGUUUUGUUAGGUCACAUGCCGGAGUACUAUUGUAAAUCUACUAUUGAACGCUGGUAAUCGAGACUACAUAAAAGCAAUAAAAUGCAUAUUGUGUGGUGCA